AUGGCCUCCGUUGAGAACAUAGAAGAUGGCAGCCUUCCGUCUCCAACUGAGAAUACUGUGGUGACAGAAACAGAAACAGAAACAAAGCCGGAAACGAACAAAGCCGAUGAAACUGCAGCAGAGGAAACUCCACCACAUCUUGCCUCAGCACCUGCUCCAGAUGCUUCCAGCCAAGCCGAUGAAAAGAGACCAUCUGAUGCUUCGUCAAUUGUAGACCCUCAAGGCGAAAGUGAACAAAAUACACAGGAACCUGGAGCUUCGCCAGAUGUUAACAUCGGAAAUUCGAAAGGUGCUAAAAUCCUUUUGAAUCGCUUUUCCAAUUGGAAAGAAACGACGAAGCAGAAGGGUCAAGAAUUUUUGAAAGAACAAGGACCAACGAUUCAGGAAAAGGCCAAUCGUGUAUGGAAACAGGCUCCAUCCAUUCCUAGAUUUCCUCCCGUACCCAGAACGACACCUUCGAAAUCAGAAGAUGCGGCAAAGAUGUUUGUUAACAUGUCCACUGAUGCGCCUGACAAGGAGAAAACAGAAGGCACCGCAAAUAGCGCUGGAAACGAGACAGAUGUCAUGACAACUGAUGACAAAGCACCGGGGGGUCCUCAAAGUGAUGAUUUUGAAGAUCUGCUCAAUAUUGAAGGCAAGGUGGGCAAAGCUAUUUCCCAGGCAUCCAAGGCUGCGACCAAAGCAACCGUAGCUGCUUCAGUAGUGGCAGAAACAGUGACUACCAACUUUCGUGGGCGUUAUAAUGCUGGAAAGUCGGAAGAAGCAGAAGAAAAACAAGAAGAGGAGAAAGUUCUAUCACAUCCCUCUCGAACUCUUCCUGAAUCGCAAACUGAAUUGAUCCUGAAAAGUCGAGUAGGGGAACACAUGCAAGAAAUAAUAGACAAUUUGGAACCGCAUCAGUUCGCAAUGCUACUGGGGCGUGGAAUGCUCGGGACAAACUUGAAACAAUGUUACCUGAAAAAUCACGGUGUCUAUGUGGACUAUCUAGUAGCAGGAGGCCAAGCCGAGGCUUCUCGAAUCAUCCGAAGUGGUGACUUGCUUGUGAAACUUGGAGAUGUCGACUUGCGGAAACAAACAAUUGUUCAAAUACCAAAAGAAAUUGCCAAGUCUCGCCGCCCAGCCGUCUUGAUUCUUUCCCAAGGAACUCCUGUUCCUGUUGAGCGUAUGAACUACUUGGAUAUCGCCGUCGCGAUGAUGCACCGGGCAAGAUAUGUGUCCAGAAAGAAGGGUGCGGAAGGUGACAAUAAGGAUGCUGUUUGUGAAAACCCUGUUCCUGUGGAAGACAGUAACAACGCAUUUUUGACGCCACCCGCACCAACGAUGGAAUUGAGAAAAGAGUUUGAAAAAGAAGUGACACUAAGAUGCAAUGAUGAUUUUGACAUGGAGGAGUUGCUUCAAGUGGCUAGUGAAGAUGACAAUUUCAGAAAUGCUGUUCGGAAUGCCUUCUUGACUUGCGCAUUAGACAGCCGCCGUCUUUCGUUCCUCGUUCGUCACUUAUCCGAUAAUGGCGAAGUCGAUGAUAAUGGUCCGGAAGGAAGCUUGGGACCAAAUGCGCAAUUUAUGCUCUUCUUGGAGCUAGUGUCUUUCUUGGAUCUCUAUCAUCUGACUCCUCCGGCCCGCUUGAAAGAGAUGACUAGUCGAAUCGCCUACAAAUUCUUCCUUCCAACAUCGAUUGGUUCUGGUCUUCAACCUCCAUUAUUUGACUUUCACACCAUUGUUCCUGAUUCAUCAUUAAGACAUCUCGAAUUUGUCCUCGGCGGCAAAACACCGAACCAAUCGAUCCCAAAGGAUGUCUUCCUUGACUUCCUGAAAGCAGUGGUAGAUUCCUUAACUGGGGCCCCUUUCCUAUCGUUCUUGAAUUCAAAUCAAUGCGCACGCAUGAGGGCAUUCAUGAGGAACACUGCCCCUUAUGUGAAUCUGCCUCUAGGGAAAUUGGUUGAUGAUCUUGUGAGCAAGUCGAAAGAACCAGGCGCAAGAAACUCCUUCUCCUACAUUAUUGUUUUCUUGCUUUAUCAAUUGGAGAAAGAGCCGAUCGGAGAGCACAGGUUCUCCAAGGAAGAAGUGGAAAGCAAGCGCAUCGUCGGUGCUCCCAACGAUAUCUGUUGUUCAAUUUUCAUCAAGAGAGCCUUUGUACCAGAACUGAAGGCGAUGAAGGAAUCAUUUGAAUCCAAGAAGGCGCUUGAUGAUAAUGACACAAAAAGAAUAGUUGCUCUUUGCAAGAAAUUCUGGGAUAUUUACGUCUCCGAAUUGUCUGAAUUAUCUGCAAAGUGCAUUGAAGUGGAAAAAUCACACAGCAAAGUCAGAUCGAUUCUGGAGGAAAGUGUUAAGAAAUCAGCAAAAGCAGGAUCUACUUUUGCCGAAUCCAUUUUGACAUCUGGUAUCAUUGAAGAGGUAACCACCUUGGCUGACGAACUACUGUACAAUUAUGCUUCGAAUAGUCACACCAAGUUCCGUGAACAUAAAGUUCAUGAACUGUUGUGCAAUGAGCUUGCAAAAGGAUUUUCGAACCAUUCAUUGUUUUCAAACAAACAGGAAAUUCCAAACCUUCCUCAAGGUUGCAUCAAGCGCUUAUUGAGAAAAGCUGAAUUUCCAGAUGGUGUUUCUUCACAUAAACCUUUCAAGGCUCCAACGAGCGAAGGUUCCAGUGAAAAACCAUACCCAAAUGCCCAAUACGCUGUCAUUUUUGGAACUGCCAUCGGACCGGCACUUGCGUCACAAAUGCCAGUGCCUGGUAUCGAGUCUUCGGAUAUUCGACGCUAUGCUUGUCUGCCAGUUUCUCUUGACAAAGAGGUGAAGAUGGAUUCAUUGCUGGACGCAGAUUCAAUUCUCCCUCCUACAUUCGAGAGUUAUGCGGUCGUUCCGCAAAUGAAAAUCAUGCCUUUCUCCAAGGCUUCCAAUGGAACGAGAAUAAGCUCGGAUGGAUGGCAAGUAUCGUUGGUGUCGUUUGUUAUUCCAAAUGCAGAGUCAUCUGCCAGCGACCCCGCAGAAUCUUCCCUUUAUGGAGUAUCUCUUGUUUUCGUCAAGGAUUCAAUGGAGAGCAAAGAGAAAGUAAGUCCCAUCCGCACAGAAUUCGUUGUCAACGAGGCAAGUGGAGAAGGCGGAAGCGAGUCCCCCAUCAGUUUUGCUUCCGAGGGGAAGGCCGAUGAAAGUACAGCUGGUGGUGGAAAGAGUACUGCACUUCGACAAGUGAAGGUGUCCUCAGCCCUUCCAGUUCUGAAUGAGAAGAUGAAGGAAGAACCUUGGCACGUGCGCAUUGAAAAGGAUGAGUACCACAAUCCAUCCAAUCCCACUACAAUUGGUCUAGCACUUGUGUGCAACCGGAACGUAAUUUACGCCAUGAGAGAUACGCUGUCAAGACUUUUGUUUGACUUUUCCAAACAGCCUGGAACUUCUGGUGGCCCUGUGGCUACGCUUUCUUGCCAAGGACUCAUUGAUGUUCUUGGUGGAUUCUCGCACAAAGAUAUCGAAAGCGCAUCGCUUUUGCGCAUUCUCGAACCACAUCUAAAGGGUGCCAAUGCUUCCUGGGUCGACCGACCGAUCACUGAUCAAUCAAGGGCGUUUAAAGAUCAAGCAGUGCGACAACUUUCCGAUUGCCUUCCGCCGACGCCCUUGGCCCUCAUGUUCGCGACCGCUCUGUUGGAGCAAAAGAUUAUAUUGUCAUCAAGUCGACGAAGCGUUUUGCAUGCUGCAACUACAGGUUUGUGUGCAAUGCUGGAGCCAUUGGAGUGGAGUCACCUGCUAGUUCCUCUAGUCCCAUCAACGCUUGCUGUCGACUUGAUUCAAUAUCCAGCUCCUUUCAUACUUGGUGUCCCAUCUGGAGAUGCUGACAAUGGGGAGCUUCUCGGAAACCUCCCUGAGGAUGUCACUCUGGUAGAUUUGGAUGUUGGCCGGGUGAUCUUGGCCCCAGCAUUUGGAAAAGACAAUGAAAUGGUGCGCAAGUCAACGGACGUUGAAGCCACUGCAAAGGCUCUUCGAUCCCAAAUCUUGUACCUUGCACAUUCGCUUGGUACUCUAUUUGGAGGUGCUCUUCGGCCCAACACGUGGGGCUGCGAUGCUCCUUCUCUAGGAAAUGGCGAAAGCGAGGGAACCUCAGUCGAGCGCUUGCUCUCCAUGUCGCACCGUUUCAUUAAUGAAAUCUUGACGGGUGUGCCUUCGUGCUGCUUUUGGAUCGAAGAAGCUACUCAGAACUACAACACAUCCACUGAACCAACUGUUCUAUUUGACGAAGACCGCUUCUUUGCUAUCAAGACUCGCCGAUCUACUAUCGCAAACAAGGGCUUGUUUCAAGCAGAAGAUACAGAUGGUGACUUGGCUCUCAAUUUGGACGACUUUGAUUUGAUUUUGGAAAGCUUUCUGAGAUGUCAGAGCAUGAGCACCUACAUUAGCUCCAGACCAAAGUCGGACAUGGUUUACUGCUAA
This is a messenger RNA of Cylindrotheca closterium, 4419 nucleotides long. Lineage: Eukaryota; Bacillariophyta; Bacillariophyceae; Bacillariales; Bacillariaceae. The record is from the annotation of a GenBank genome assembly.